UUCCGCAAGGGCGUGCUGACGUCACUGCGCCUCAUUUACGCGUUCGUAUUAUUACCAUGGAAGGAUCGCGGUGCUGAUAUUUUUCCGCUUUUAUUCGCAUUUACGGCCGAAUUCUGUGCGUUUUCGCGUGCUUCACGUCGGCUUCCGUGUGCCGGAUGACGUUCCAGCGGUAGUUGCAGUUCACCAUGUUCCAGUGCAUUCCCUUGUUCCGCGGUUGCAACCGGCAAGUCGAAUACGUCGACAAACGCCAUUGCAGUUUGCCAAGUGUACCGGAUGAGGUAUUGCGCUAUACGCGCAGCCUAGAGGAACUAUUGCUAGAUGCGAACCACAUUAGGGAUUUACCGAGGUCGUUCUUCUAUCUUCCGGCUCCAUGCAGCUUCGGAAGCUGGGGCUGAGCGACAACGAGAUACAGCGUCUGCCGCCGGACAUCUCAAAUUUUCUCAACCUCGUUGAACUUGACGUCAGCCGCAACGACAUACCGGAUAUUCCCGAUAACAUCAAGUACUGCAAGAAUCUACAGAUAGCCGAGUUCAGCAGCAACCCCCUGUCACG
Messenger RNA from Priapulus caudatus, 552 nucleotides. RefSeq names its product leucine-rich repeat-containing protein 1-like. Gene Ontology annotation, molecular function: protein binding. Lineage: Eukaryota; Metazoa; Priapulida; Priapulimorpha; Priapulimorphida; Priapulidae. The record is from RefSeq and is a predicted model, not a curated record. Gene Ontology annotation, biological process: neurotransmitter receptor transport postsynaptic membrane to endosome; neurotransmitter receptor transport, endosome to postsynaptic membrane. Gene Ontology annotation, cellular component: postsynaptic density; postsynaptic membrane; adherens junction.